AUGUACGUCCCGUCCAGAAUAAACUUUACACCCCCACAGCCGAUGGCUGUGGCUCGCUAGGUCUACGCAUCAACACCGAAUACUUGCCCGCGGUAGAAAUGGAGAACUGCUGUAAUGAGCACGAUAUUUGCUAUGACACAUGUAACAGCAACAAGGAGCUAUGUGAUUUGGAUUUCAAGCGCUGUCUUUACAAGUAUUGCGACACCAUUGAUAAAUCCGUUGGCAGUGAAUAUCUCAUAACCAGCUGUAAAGCUGCUGCCAAAGUGCUAUUCACUGGUACCUUAACGCUAGGUUGUAAAUCAUAUUUGGAUUCGCAAAAGCGUACAUGUUACUGCGCGCCGCCGAAGCAAUCGAAAGAGGAUGGGCGUGGCUACAACGGAUAUAAGAACGGAAAUGGUGAUAAGUAUUAUAAGCAGGGCAAGAAGCAGAAAUAUGGCUGGAAGGAUCCAAACGAUAUGUAGUGCUGCCGCUGAGUUAAAGCUACUGGUGCUUCCGCUUAAGUAGCUGUAUUAUGCGUUUUCUUUAGCAACUUUUUUUCUUCAUGUUAUUGUUCAACGCACACAACAUAAAUUAAUUAAAACACAUUUGCAAUAGUAUUUUGAACAUACUGCUAAGAUGAGAGAGAGAUGUACAUAGUCAAAUGUAUUUUUUAGCACUUGAAAACUUUCGAGUGAAUUUAUUUACAUAUUUGUUUAUUUACUAUUAGAACCAACGAACUUGUCCAAGGGAAGAUAUGUAUUUUAGAUUUUAUUACAGAAUAAAACUAAUUCGUAAUUACAUACUAUAUAAUAUUCUAACUUACAUUUGUAAUUAUUUAGUUAUUUAAGCUACUUCUUUCCAAUGGCGAUUUUGCAGCAGUAUAAUAGGACAACUGGUGCACUUUUACUCGGUACUCAAUAUUUGGCUUCUGACUGUCCACCAUCACUUCCAGCAACCAUUUGUGACCUACAAGAGAGAAUGCACAAGCUUAUCAGAAGCGAUAAGUAACACGUUGUCGGCGCAGGCAAUAACCCGACAGCAUCCACCAGGACGUCGUUGAGGACCAUGAUCCAGAGAGAAGGGUCGAAAGACAAGUAAAAAAACCAGUAGAACUUUCAAAGACGCCUUACUCUUCUUCGGUGGCAAAUAUUGUAGACGAGGGCACGAAAAGGGGUAUAAGGGUAUAAUUUAAUUAAGAUUACUGAGUUCUAGUUACACUGUUGACUAGAUAGAUGUCUUCUGAAUGAAUACAAAUGUUAUGAAACAUUGGAGUCAAAGAGUUAAAGAAUCAACUGUAUAAUUUACCGCUUUUGUUUUUAUUUGAACAUUAUGGUAGAUAAUAUGUAUGUACUAAGCCCUAGUAUUGGUGGCUAUAACAGAAUUCAUCGUAGUCCGAUUUUUCGUGAAAUCGACGAAAAUGCGAUCACUGAAGCCGAAUCGCUACGAUCGUGUGUAUUCAAAGUAUACGCUACGUUCGUAGCUAUU
Messenger RNA from Rhagoletis zephyria (snowberry fruit fly), 1464 nucleotides. RefSeq names its product group XIIA secretory phospholipase A2-like. Gene Ontology annotation, cellular component: extracellular region. NCBI's taxonomy places the organism in Eukaryota, Metazoa, Arthropoda, Insecta, Diptera, Tephritidae. Gene Ontology annotation, biological process: phospholipid metabolic process; arachidonate secretion; lipid catabolic process. Gene Ontology annotation, molecular function: A2-type glycerophospholipase activity; calcium ion binding. The record is from RefSeq and is a predicted model, not a curated record.